This is a messenger RNA of Homalodisca vitripennis (glassy-winged sharpshooter), 434 nucleotides long. RefSeq lists its product as uncharacterized. Lineage: Eukaryota; Metazoa; Arthropoda; Insecta; Hemiptera; Cicadellidae. The record is from RefSeq and is a predicted model, not a curated record.
ACUAUGUUCUCGUGGAGAGUGGCUGUGUCUGCAAGCCCAAGUACGCAGCCAACACACUCCAGAUGCCAGUGUGGCUCCCCCUGUGCCACCAGUCUGAGCAUCCCGGCCAGCCAGCCACAAUUUGUGAUAUGGUAGUUAUGACCUGAUGAUAGACUGUGGUCAUCAGUUGCCAAAGUUAGGUAGUUUAUCAGGACAUCAUAAAGAACACUUGAAGUGUUUACAUUCAAGGGACCAAGCACUGUGAAUUCCUGGGAUGUAAAUAAUAUUAAGAUUUUCCAUUUAUUAAAGAAAUAAAAACUGUCCUGUUAUUUUGUAGUAUAAAAGAAAAAUAUUAUACAACGAAUUUUAGCAUGGGUAAUAUGACAGAGAUCUGGCAUAAAAACAUACAACUACCAACAGAAUAAAACAUUGUUUAAAUACAAGACGAUCUUAAA